Messenger RNA from Prunus armeniaca (apricot), 288 nucleotides. Lineage: Eukaryota; Viridiplantae; Streptophyta; Magnoliopsida; Rosales; Rosaceae. The record is from the annotation of a GenBank genome assembly.
AUGGAGGCGCUGACCUUGGUGUGCGACGUGGCCUUGUGCUGGAGCUGGAGCAAGCGGGCCACGAGCUGGAGCUGGGGGCAAGGCGACGAUGGGCCUUGGGUGAGGCGCGGGCUGAGCAGGAGAAGAAGGGCUGGGUCUAGGCGUGACGUGGGCCUCCAUGCUGAAGCUAACGGGCCAGGCGCGACGUGGGCCUCCAUGCUGAAACUGGGACUGACUAGCGCUGGCUGGAGAAGUGGGCAAAUUGGGCUGCUCCAUUCAGCUUGGGCUAGUCCAAGUAGCUCGAAAUAA